GACGUCAACGCGCGCUCUCGUCACCUGGAGCCCGCGGAAGGAAGCAGCCGCCGGUGACUCUGCAAAGAUGAAUACCAGAGGGCUUGGAUCUCAGCUGAAGGACUGCAUUUCAGUUCCUGAUUUCUCAACUAGUGGAACAUUUGAAAGCCAUGAUGUGAUGCACAGAGGCUUUCCACAUGUGAAGAGUGAACUUUUUCCUGUUCAUCCAUUGGAACUUUCAGAGAAGAAUUUUUCCUUAACUCAAGAUAAAAUGAAUUUUUCAACUCUGAGAAAUAUUCAAGGGCUACAUGCGCCAUUAAAGUUGCAAAUGGAAUUCAAAGCAGUGAAACAG
Molecule: messenger RNA, 331 nt
Organism: Thamnophis sirtalis
Lineage: Eukaryota; Metazoa; Chordata; Lepidosauria; Squamata; Natricidae
Source: RefSeq, a predicted model, not a curated record